This is a messenger RNA of Stegodyphus dumicola, 4173 nucleotides long. Its product is annotated as alpha-mannosidase 2C1-like. Gene Ontology annotation, molecular function: carbohydrate binding; alpha-mannosidase activity. Lineage: Eukaryota; Metazoa; Arthropoda; Arachnida; Araneae; Eresidae. The record is from RefSeq and is a predicted model, not a curated record. Gene Ontology annotation, biological process: oligosaccharide catabolic process; mannose metabolic process.
UAGUUGAUUAAUGGUAGUUUAGUGACGUGUUGAUACCGGCCGAAAAUUUAAUGCAUUGACAUAAAUAUUGCUUGUAGAUCAGAUUUUAAUGCAUUGAAAUAAAGCAGUUCUGUAUGUUAAACAAACUUUGAUUAUGGCUAGUUUAACGAAAAAUAGACGAACUACUUUAGAACGUAUUGAGAAAUUUAUAUCUCCUUUAUAUUUUACUGACAUCAAUAUUUACGGUCGACAGUAUCCGCAGAAAACAAGUUUGCCGACUUUGCUGCAUUUUGAUUCAAAUGGCAGAGUUCCAUUCAAAGAAGCUAUGGAGAUUGGUAAUUUCACACCCACUAAAGUGGGAUCAUCAUUUGGACCAACAUGGACCACUCAUUGGUUUAAGGUACGAAUCGAUAUUCCUGAAAGUUGGUUGGGAAAGGAAGUACAUUUAAGAUGGAAUGCACGCUGUGAGAGCAUGAUAUGGACAUCUGAUGGAAUACCAUUGCAAGGAUUAAAUGGAUCUGAUCGACAAAGUUUCAUUGUUUGUAAAAAUGCAACAUUAGAAGAUCUUCGGCAAACCUUUUAUAUUGAGAUGGCUUGUAACACUCUAUUAGGCAGUGGAUCUCCUACUAUGAUAUCUCCUCCUGAUCGUAAGAGAUAUUUUACGUUGGAAAUGGCUGACAUUGCAUGUUUUGAUAGACAGGUUUAUGACUUGGUAAUGGAUUUUGAAGUGCUGUAUGGAAUAGCAAAACAUUUACCUGCAGAAUCUGUUCGUAGUUAUGAUGCCCUGUACACAGCCAAUGAAAUGAUCAAUAUUAUUCAGAAAGAAGAAUUUUCCAGAGACAGCUAUGCAAGUGCCAAAGAAUUGAGUACAAAAUUUUUCUCUCAACACAAUGGGGAAAGUCAACAUACAAUCAUAGCCAUUGGCAAUUGUCAUAUUGAUUGUGCGUGGCUUUGGCCUUAUGAAGAAACAGUACGCAAAUGUGCCAGAAGUUGGUCUUCAGUAGUUUGUUUGAUGGAAAGAUAUCCAAAUUUUCGAUUUGCUUGCUCUCAGGCUCAGCAGUUCAUGUGGGUUAAAGAAAAUUAUCCUGCGCUAUAUGAAAAAGUGAAAUAUUUUGUUGCAAAAGGCCAAUUCAUUCCAGUAGGUGGUACCUGGGUUGAAAUGGAUGGAAAUUUACCUGGAGGAGAAUCAUUUGUUCGUCAGUUCCUGUAUGGUCAACGCUUUUUUCAACAAGAGUUCUGCAAGCGAUGUAAAGAAUUUUGGCUCCCUGACACUUUUGGAUACUCUGCUCAGCUACCACAAAUAAUGAGGUUAUGCGGAAUUGAAAGGUUUCUGACUACCAAGUUGAGCUGGAGUCUUGUAAAUACUUUCCCACAUGACAAUUUUCUGUGGGAAGGAUUAGAUGGAUCAACUGUUCUUGCUCAUUUUCCUCCUGCAAAGUCUUAUACUUCUUCUGUGUGUGUAGAGGAAGUUGUGAAAGCAGUUGAAAAUCUUCAGGAUAAAGGUCGUGUCUCCUGCAGCAUGAUGCUAUAUGGCCAUGGAGAUGGUGGGGGUGGUCCUACAGAAGAGAUGCUAGAAAGAAUACAGAGGCUUCAUAAUGUAGAUGGGCUUCCAAAAGUCCAACAUGGAUCUCCAGAUAAUUUUUUUAGUGUUAUUGAAGAAAAACACAUAAAUAAUUUAUGUAAAUGGUCUGGUGAACUGUAUUUAGAACUGCAUAAUGCCACUUACACCACUCAGGCAAAAAUGAAAUUUUUAAACCGACAGUGUGAAAUACUUUUGAGGGAUACAGAAUUGUUGCAUAGUGUCUUAUUAGCUGCUUGUAGAGAUGAAGAUAAGAAAGCAUAUCCAGAAUUAGAGCUUGAGAGAUUGUGGAAAAUAAUGCUUUUAAACCAGUUUCAUGAUGUCUUGCCAGGUUCUUCCAUUGAAGAUGUGCAUAAAGAGGCUACUUUCUAUUAUAAGGAAGUAUUAAAAGGAGCAGCUGGUUUAAUGGAUACUGCUGUUCGUUGUUUGUUUGGUGUACCAGAAGGCAGAGGAGAAGAAGAAGAACUUGUCUUAGUCAAUGUUUUAUCUUGGCAAAGAACUGAGCUUAUUCGUGUGCCUUGGUAUAAAGAUGAAAUAUCAAGGCGUAUGUGGAUUGAAGGUGUAGGAAAAGCUAUGCAAAAUAUGAGUAAUGAAUCCGGUGGUGGAACUCUUGUACCUGUUGUUGUAGUACCCAUGGGGUAUCAACUUCUUCGGGGAUUAUCUGCUGUCAAAGCAUCUGUUCUUUUAGAACAAAAAAAAGAUGGAACCUUCUUUUUAAAGAAUCAGUUUUUAGAAGCUACUGUAAAUCAAGAAGGAUGUCUGUCUUCACUUAUCUUAUUAGAGUGCCAUAAAGAAGCAAUUGCCGCUGGAUGUUUGGGAAACAGGUUUUUAAUUUUUGAUGAUGUGCCACUCUAUUGGGAUGCUUGGGAUGUAAUGGAUUAUCAUUUGGAAACUGGAAGAAGUGCAAUUAAAGAGAUUGUUGAACCCUUAAAAAUUACUGAACAAGGCCCCUUGAGAGCAUCUCUAACGUUCAGAGUCAAGAUUGGGGCCAAUAGUGAAAUGAAACAAAAGAUUUCAAUCGAUGCAGUUCAUCCAUAUUUGUUAUUUGAAAGCACAAUUUGUUGGGAAGAAAGCCAUAAAUUCCUAAAGGUAGAAUUUCCAGUAAAUGUCUUAGCUCAGCAAGCUACAUAUGAAAUUCAGUUUGGCAAUAUACAGAGACCUACUCAUUGUAAUACAUCGUGGGAUUGGGCAAAAUAUGAAGUAUGUGGCCACAAGUGGGCUGAUAUAUCAGAAUAUGACUGGGGUGUUGCUCUUCUUAAUAAAAGCAAAUAUGGUCAUUCUGUGCGAGGCAAUAGAAUAUAUCUGUCAUUACUUCGUUCACCAAAAUGUCCUGAUCCUAAAACUGAUAUGGGCAAGCAUAUCAUAACAUAUGCUAUAAUGCCUCACUGUAAAACAUUUCAACAAGCUGGUGUUAUACAACAAGCAUAUCAAUUGAACUAUCCUCUUCACAUUUUCCCAACAAGUCAUCUGGCAAAACCAGGAGCUAGUCACUAUGUAACAAAUGCACAUCGUGUGUUGCCUUUGGAGAUGCACGAGUCUUUAAGCUGGUUUCAGGUCAGUGAUCCUGCAAUUGUGAUAGAAACUGUAAAAAAGGCUGAAGAUCGGGAUGAUUGUCUGGUAGUAAGAAUGUAUGAAUCUUUUGGUGGUCGUGUGCAUGUAGUGUUAAGAAGUUGUCUUCCUAUUCACAAAGCAGUAUUAUGCAAUGCUUUGGAGGAUGUUGUGGAAUCAUCUGCACAGAAGGUUAAAUGGAAAGGAAAUAAUUUAGAACUUAGUUUUCUGCCCUAUCAGAUAAUAUCAGUUUUAUUAUAUGUUGAAGUUUAGGUAGAUUAUUAUUAUAUCAAAAAAAGACGCAUUUUGAUACAUUAUUUUGGUAUACUUGUUAAGUAUUAUAAUGAUACAUUAUUAUAUGCAUCUGUAAAUGCAUUUUCUCUUCUGUAAAUUAGAAAUUUGUAUAUCUUUUUAUAAAUUAGAUGUAAAUUAUUUAUUUUUUUUAGAAUCAAGCUGUGAAUUGCAUUUUGAAGCGAAUUUUGCAUUGCUCUAAUUUUUUUUAAACAUGUAAUUUGGUAUUUCCAAAUUUGAAAAAAAAGAGAAAGAAAAAGAAAAAAAAAAUUAUGAUGACAAUUUGAUCUUGCUGAAUAAGAAAAUUUUAUCAGAAGAAAAAUUUUAAAUGUUUAAAUGAUGCUUUUCUUAUCUAGAAAGUCAUGUUUUAUAAUUGAUUAUUUAUCUAAGAGUAAAUGAAUAUAAAUUUAAGGAAAUAAUUUAGCAUUUAAGGUCUUGCUGGGGUUUCAAUACAUGUUAAUUUUGGCAUUACUUAGGUAUGAUUUUUAUAGUGUGACUUGGAUGAUAGCUUUGGAAUAAAAACAUUCUUCUUAAUUUUUUUAACAACCUGUAUUUUCAUGUGAAUAUUUGUAUAUUGAGAUUUAUUCAAAACUAACUAAAAACCAUAAAAAAGUUUAAACUUUCUUUUUAGACACACUAUUAAUGGAAUUUACAAUAUUACCUUCUAGAGUCUUAAUACUAUUUAACAUGUACAAAUUUUUAUUAAUGUCACAUGAUAUUUUUAAUUAAAUGUGCUUUCUGUCUUCAUUUAAUUAGUAUUUAUAACUGAAGGCACU